Messenger RNA from Giardia duodenalis, 717 nucleotides. RefSeq lists its product as uncharacterized. Bases 1 to 717 code for a protein of 238 amino acids. The transcript has a single exon. The record is from RefSeq and is a predicted model, not a curated record. Lineage: Eukaryota; Fornicata; Diplomonadida; Hexamitidae.
AUGAAUAACGACGGUGCCUCUGCUCAGGACGCCCAGGAGCCCAGAGGCACGAUGUUCUAUGAUUUCGACUCCUAUUUUAACAAAGAGAUGAUUCUGCUGACUGUGCUGGGCAUUUCGGAGAUCAAGGACCUUGGUUUUAUUAAUGCACACUACGACGCCAACACCGGCCACCUGUAUACGGAUAGUGUCUCCGAAGUCUUUAUAAAAGAAAUGGAGGCAUCAUUUGGCAUGAAACACAGCUUUUACAGCGACUUUAGUCGGUUUAAUUUCAAGACGCGAGACAUGGCAACAGCAGAGGCCAACUUGGCCGAAUUAGAGGAGGCUGGCAAACAAUUUUCUCACUCAAGCUUGUGCGAUCUCACAUAUUCACCGUCGUCCAUCCAUUGUCUUGAGCUUUCAGGAAUUCUCCGCAGCCUCCAGCAAUUUCUAGACAUCUUCGAGUUCCCAAACAGUGGCAAUAAAUUUACAAUUCUGGUCAAAGAGGGCCAGGUAGAGAAGGUCAAGAAGGCCAUAGAAAAUAAUAGGAUAAACUUUGGUAGAAACAUACCAGUGGUGAGUGUCCUUCUGAACAAAGAUAGAGCAAAAUCAGCGUGGCGUUUUGUCAAGUUUCGUGUCUGCGUCAAGUACGGAUACAUCAAGAAGCUUGUGCCGCAGUUCAACAAGCUAUCACCUGUCCCAAUCCUGCUUAUAAGUCCUCCAGGAGACACAGACGAUUAG